AUGUUGAAACCCGCCUUGCCUCGACGCCUUCUUCCCCUACCCCAACGUCGAUGGGCCACGCAUCCAACACACCAACCCUUUCCCCCAGACAUCCACGAGUGGUCGCAUCCUCCAUCAAAAGCUACUGUGUCCGACGAAGAAAUCUCCAGACUGGCCUCGAAACCUCGCCGACCUCUCACACUUGCGGAUCUAGUCAAACAUGGCAAACCUCCGUUACGAGAUGCUGAUCUCCUUUCUUCGGCAAACUUCACCGUCUCACUCCUUCCAGCCCGAUUAGCCCAUCGAAUCCAAGCCCUUCGAAACCUACCGUUCAUCGUGGUCGCCAACCCGAAUGUCUCCAAGAUCUACAACAACUACCUCCACUCUUUGUCCACCCUGGAGCCAUUCUACAAGAAACCCAUCGAGACGAUAGAAGAGGAGAUGAAUUUCACAGAGGCAAUGGCCGACUUGGUUCGAACUCAUUCCAACACUAUUCCCACUCUGGCAAAAGGGUUUCUACAGUGUCGCAAAUAUAUCGAUGCAGCCGAAGUCACCAGAUUUCUGGAUCAACACCUCCGCGCGAGAAUAGGAACCCGACUAGUUGCCGAGCAGCACCUCGCGCUUCAUAUGGCUUCUACCGGUGACGCGGCCACGCAAAAGCCAGACCCCAAUCACGUCGGCGUCAUCGAUCUUGCCUUGCGCCCUGCUGACAUCGUCCGACAAUGUGAGGGGUUCGUGUCGGAAGUAUGUGAACUCAAGUAUGGCGUGAGACCAUCUCUCGUCAUCAAUGGCGACAAGGACGCCGAGUUUGCUCACAUACCGAUGCAUCUCGAGUAUAUCAUCACGGAAUUAUUGAAGAAUGCAUUUCGAGCCACGAUCGAGUCUGGCAAUGAGCGUGAACCAAUUGAAGUUACCAUUGCCACGGCACCGGACGUGUCCACAACAAAACUGCAAGCCUUGAUGAAAUUGUCGGUGAACGAAGAGAACUCCUAUGAUUUCUCACAAGACGGUCUGGAGGAAUAUUGUUCUUCACCAGAUGCAGACAUCGGACCACUCAACUCCGCGGCGCCGUGUAUCACGCUGAGGAUCCGUGACCGAGGCGGAGGAAUCCCUCCUGACGCACUUAAUAACAUAUGGUCGUACAGCUUCACGACAUUCAACAAUGAGGAGGCGGCUGCUGCAGUGGAAGACAAUGGAACGGAUGCAGGGCUCAAUGCUAUUGCUAAUAGUGGCUCCGACCAGAGCUCCAUCGCGGGGCUUGGGUACGGGUUGCCGUUGAGUAGAGCCUACGCCGAAUAUUUUGGCGGUGGCAUUGCUCUGCAGUCCAUGUAUGGCUGGGGCACGGACGUCUACCUCACCUUGCAAGGCAUUGGAAAGAUGGAGGAAGCCAAGCAAGCUCCUAGUGGAUUUGAAAAACUGCAACAGGAGAUGGAAGAGAAAGAGUAG
This is a messenger RNA of Capronia coronata CBS 617.96, 1425 nucleotides long. RefSeq lists its product as uncharacterized. The transcript is spliced from 2 exons. Lineage: Eukaryota; Fungi; Ascomycota; Eurotiomycetes; Chaetothyriales; Herpotrichiellaceae. Gene Ontology annotation, molecular function: pyruvate dehydrogenase (acetyl-transferring) kinase activity. Gene Ontology annotation, biological process: protein phosphorylation; regulation of glucose metabolic process. The record is from RefSeq and is a predicted model, not a curated record. The coding region runs from base 1 to 1425 and encodes 474 amino acids. Gene Ontology annotation, cellular component: mitochondrion.